AUGAGUGAUCUGCAUUUUCAUGUCAAUGAGGUACCGAGUCCUCCGUCUAUUAUGCUUUUUGGUCUACAACAAAUGAUGAUUUGUCUGUCAUCUCUACUGGUAAUCCCUUACGUUGUAUCAGAUAUGCUAUGUGCGGGUGAUCAAGCUCUUCAGAUACGUGUACAAUUGAUCUCAGCCACUUUUGUCACAUCGGGUAUUGCUACAAUUUUGCAGACGACAUUUGGGAUGCGUCUCUCGAUCCUACACGGUCCCUCGUUCGCCUUCCUUCCUGCCCUGCACACAUUCCAGGCGACGUUCCCGUGUAAUGCAGAUACCAAUACAAACAAUUGGGAAGAGAAAAUGCAAAUGAUCUCCGGAAGCUGCCUGAUCGCUGUGCUCAUAAUGCCCAUCCUAGGAUUCACGGGUCUCGUCGGAAAGAUUUCCAAAUACAUCGGACCAGUUACAAUCGUCCCAAUUAUGAGCUUGCUCACAAUUGGCACUGUGCCAGAUAUUGAGGAAAAAAUGUCUCUACAUUGGAUCUCGAUUGUUGAAUUCCUAACUCUCAUCCUUUUCGUGGUAAUUUUGGAACGAUAUGAAGUUCCACUUCCAGUGUUCUCACUAUCUGAAAAAAGAUUCAAAUUCACUCGUCAGAAGAUUUUCAGCCAAUUCCCGUAUCUUCUUGGAAUUUCUAUCGUCUGGUUCAUCUGUUUCAUCAUGACCAUAACCAAUGCGGAGCCACGUGGCGGAGAAGCCAGAACAGAUCAGAAUGCAUCCAUCACAGUUUUCGAUCAGACCCCAUGGGUUCAAAUGCCAAUGCCUCUAUUCUUUGGACCACCUAAGUUCAACUUGGCAUUGGUCUGUGGAUUCAUGGCUUCGUGUUUUGCCGCCAUGAUUGAGAGUAUCGGGGAUUACAAUCUCUGCGCCAAGAUCUCCAAGCAGUCUCGUCCACCACAAUCCAACACCAAUCGUGCAUUCGUGGUUGAAGGCGUCGGAUGUAUUCUGGCGGCACUCUGGGGAGUUGGAACUGGAGUUACUACUUAUGCCGAGAAUAUUGCUAUCAUGUCCGUGACGAAGGUCACCUCGCGUAUCACCAUGCAAAUGGCUGGAGUCCUACUUAUUUUGGCUGGAGUCAUUUCGAAAUUCGCCGCAUUCUUAUCAAUGAUCCCUGAACCUAUCAUCGGAGGACUUUUGGCAAUGGGUGUCUGCCUAAUUAAUGGAGUGUCCUUGAGCAAUCUACAAACCGUUGAUAUGAAGAUAUCCAGGAAUUUGACAAUUAUUGGAAUUUCGAUCAUUAUGGGAUUGACAGUGGCCACACAUUUUGAGAAGACUCCAUUGAACACCGGAAACCAAAUAGUUGAUGACGUCUUUGGAACUCUCCUAACAAUCCGAAUGCUGAUCGGAGGGGUGAUUGCAUUCACCCUUGACAAUAUAACCGGUGGAGCUACACGACGACAACGUGGAUUUGUUUCUGAAAUGGACGAUGAGGAGCAGGAUCCAGAAAAAGGAGAAUCGGAUAUUGAAACCAAUGGAUAUGUGCUUCCAUCGAAAUUGAACCAAUUCUUCCUGAGAUACUCAUGGCUUACCUAUCUGCCAGUGAUACCAUCGGAACGGGAAAUUCGUGAAAUCGAGGAGAAGAGAAACAAGUUCAAGAUUAUUGAAGAGAAGAUUGAGAAAGCAUAA
Molecule: messenger RNA, 1659 nt
Organism: Caenorhabditis briggsae
Lineage: Eukaryota; Metazoa; Nematoda; Chromadorea; Rhabditida; Rhabditidae
Exons: 10
Coding region: 1-1659 (552 amino acids)
Biological process (GO): transmembrane transport
Cellular component (GO): membrane
Molecular function (GO): transmembrane transporter activity
Source: RefSeq, a predicted model, not a curated record